Eupeodes corollae is the source of this 4600-nucleotide messenger RNA. It is a transcript of the gene Dyrk2, whose product is annotated as dual specificity tyrosine-phosphorylation-regulated kinase 2. Lineage: Eukaryota; Metazoa; Arthropoda; Insecta; Diptera; Syrphidae. The transcript is spliced from 7 exons. The record is from RefSeq and is a predicted model, not a curated record. The coding region runs from base 1290 to 3365 and encodes 691 amino acids. Gene Ontology annotation, molecular function: ATP binding; protein serine/threonine kinase activity; protein serine/threonine/tyrosine kinase activity. Gene Ontology annotation, biological process: peptidyl-threonine phosphorylation; peptidyl-serine phosphorylation. Gene Ontology annotation, cellular component: nucleus.
UGGGCGCCAUAUAGCAAUAGCAUAGCAUCAAAUACAAUGACUUCGACUUAACUUGACUAUGCUGCUACAACAGCAACAGCAAAAGCAAUAAGCAACCAUCAACAGCAUUAGCUGCGCUACAGCUACACGAAUCGAAAACUUUUUCUUGGUCCUCCAGUUCCGGACGAAUCGUACGCCAGUGAGGUUGGCUUAUAAGCGCUUGAAUUAAUUAAGUUGUUUUCGUUUGUUUGUUAUACUGUAGCACCUCAAAUGUAAAAUUAGCUAUAUAGUUUCAAAUACGGACAAAGUAUAAAUAAAAGUAAAAAAUAAAUAAAAUAAUGGAAAAAAAAGGAAAUAAGAAAUUGCCUUAGUGAAACUAUAAAUUAAUUAAAUAAUAAAUUCUUAUAAGUUUUAAAUUAAAUUGAAAAAUAAACAAAACACAAAAAUUGGUGCAGACAGCCAUAUUUUUUGUAUGAAGCAUAAAAUAAAAACAUACAUUUUAUUUUACUUGUCUCUCGUCGUAUUUCUCCUUCUUUGAUGCUUGCAGCACCCAUCAUUUUCGCGCAGCCAUCAGCAGCCAGCAUCCACCUGAAAGGAUACUUUUUGAACCUGUGUGGAAUGCGAGAGUAUAUGCUAAAUCCAUAAGGAGAGAGCAAGAAAGAGAGUGAAAAUAAUACAAAAGAAAAAGAUACAUAUUCCCCAACUAGGACGGAUGCUGCUUCCACAACCGAGAGAGAUCCCCAAAAGAUACAAAAGUAUCUCAACUUUUUUUUAUCUGUUAAACACCAUUUUUCGCAUUUCUGUUGAAUCCUUCAGAAAUUGAAGUUUAUAUAUUCUAAGUGCCAGGUGUAUAACUAUCCAAGUUUUAUCCUUAAAAAUAAAGGAGAAUUAUAAAAUAAAACAAAGUAUUUCCCCAAACAAAAGAAAAUUUAUGUAAAUCCAUCUUUGUUUUUCGUGUCUGUCAUAGUGUGCGGUGCAUUUUUUGAUUAAAUGAAAAUAUAUUUGAUGCAAAUGUGUAACCAACCAUAAGGAAUGAAAUAAUAAAUUAAAUUUUGUGAAAAAGAGAGAGAACCACAGGAUAUAUAGAAAUCUAUCAAAGUGUGUUUAAAAAAAUCCAAUAAAAGAAUUAAUUAUUCUCAUUGAAAAUACAUUUAAAAAAAAGAUACAAUAGAAAACAAUAUCGAGUUAAGCCCAAAUAACAGAUACCUUAAAGGGUAUAACCAUAAGGAUUAAGCGAGGAUAUCAAGAAGGAUAUAUAAAACGAAUAUUUGGACAAGUAUCACUACUUUACCCACACCACCACCUGUGUGAUGUUAUUCGGGGUUCAAAUUGAUAACGACAAAUGUCGUCGAGAACGUGAAUCCAAUAAUCGUUUACCUAGUUCCCGCUUAGAUUUGCCAAGCUUGUGCAAUGCAUCGACGCGCACAACAGCCCGUUGCAUUGAUUCACAUAAUAAUACAACAACAUCAUCAGUUAUGACUCAAUUAAGUCCACAACAGCCAAAUAGCAAUAAUAAUAAUAAUAGCAAUAAUAAUAACAAUAAUGUAGGAUCACCUAUAUCAUCGACAACAACAACUGCCUCAUCACAUACAACUUCAGGUGGAUCAGGAAUGAUGACAGCCAUGUCUGCCAAAUCGAAUGGAUCUUCGUCAUCGUCAAGUAGUGUGGAUGGAAAGGGCGCUAGCAGGCCAAUGACACCAUCAGAACUGAUUAAAAAGUACAAUAGUUACUUGACGGAGAUGGAAUUUGAUGAACUGAAGACUUACAAUGAAAUUUAUUAUUUUGGCCAAUCGGCGAAUAAACUUCACUUUGCUAAAGCAAGUUGUGGUUAUGACGAUGAAAAUGGAAAUUAUAAAAUUGUUGAACACGAUCAUAUUGCCUUUCGUUAUGAAAUACUUGAAGUUAUUGGCAAAGGAAGUUUUGGACAAGUUAUCCGAGCAUUGGACCAUAAGACAAAUACACAUGUAGCCAUAAAAAUAAUUCGAAACAAAAAACGUUUUUUAAAUCAAGCUGUUGUUGAAUUGAAUAUUUUGGAUGAACUGAGAGAAAAAGAUGCUGAUGGAACACAUAAUGUUAUACAUAUGUUGGAUUAUACGUAUUUUCGAUCACAUUUGUGUAUUACAUUCGAAUUGAUGAGUUUAAAUCUUUACGAACUAAUUAAAAAGAACAACUACCAGGGUUUCAGUCUGAGUUUAAUAAGAAGAUUUUGUAAUUCGAUUGUUAAGUGCUUAAGACUUUUAUACGAGGAAAAUAUCAUACACUGUGAUCUCAAGCCAGAAAACAUCUUACUAAAGCAACGUGGCAGUAGCUCAAUCAAAGUCAUCGACUUUGGCAGUUCAUGUUUUGUAAAUCGAAAAGUCUAUACAUAUAUUCAAUCGAGAUUCUAUCGAUCUCCAGAGGUUAUAUUGGGCCUAGCCUACGGAACUGCCAUUGAUAUGUGGAGUCUAGGUUGCAUUCUUGCUGAACUCUAUACCGGCUUUCCGCUCUUCCCCGGUGAAAAUGAAGUAGAACAACUCGCUUGCAUUAUGGAAAUUCUGGGUCUCCCUCCAGAGGACUUAAUUGCCAGUGCAACAAGACGUCGUUUGUUUUUCGAUUUCCGUGGUAAACCUCGCUGCAUCACAAACUCAAAGGGGCGUAAACGACGCCCUGGUACUCGCUCUCUCUCCCAAGUUCUGCCCUGUUCCGAUCGAUUAUUUGUCAAUUUCGUUCGAGGCUGCCUGGAAUGGGAUCCCGCGAAGCGUAUGACUCCCGAUGAGGCAGCCCAUCAUGAAUGGCUACAAUUAAGCUCAACUUCAUCAUCAUCAUCGUCAUCGUCUUCAUAUAAAGUGUCAAAAUUAGGCAGUGUUCAUCAGACUAAAUAUUAUAACAUAUCAUCGCCGCAAAAUGCAAUCGCCAACAACAACAACAGUAACAAUAACUCAAAUAACAAUAUAAAUAAUAAUAAUCAUAAUCCGAAAAGCCAAAGAACAUCAAUGACCACAUCAACGUCAAAUCCACAAACAUCAAUCCUGCCCGACAUUAAAAUCUCCUCAAGCAACAAAUACGGCAGCAUGCAAAAGAUUGCCGUUCGAUCGAAAAUCACCAAUACCGGUCUGACGUCAUCAGUGUCCGAUCUCGAAUCCGUGCAACAAUAUUCCUUGCAUCGAAUGUAUCAUCAUCAACACGGAGGCGCCAGCCAUCAUGCUGAGCCAUCAAUGACCAUGAGCACAUCAGCCAGUCAUCGGAAACUUCUGACGACAAGCGGCACCAUUGCUCAUUCGUCAAAAUACAGUAUUUCGACAAAUAAUAAUUCAAUGGCUGCAGCGGCAGCAGCAUCAACAGCUAAUGCCAACAUGUCCCAUUCGCAAAGUACCGGCGAUGUGUCGACAAUAUUUGGGCGAGCAUGACGUGUACCACGGCCCACAAAGUUGGAGCUCAAGAAAUGCAAACUAGUCAACAUGGUGGAUUUGUGGAGCUAAAAGUGAAAAUAAAGCGCGCAUGUUGAAUGGCAUAGACAGAGGCGGCCAUUAAGAGUGUGGAACCUAUUUGGAACAUAAAUUUGUGUUUUUAUCUUUGAUAGUAGUUUUAGUUUUAAUUAGUUUACAUUUUGAUCGUGUUUUCUUCUUGUACACAAUAUUAAUAUAAAAUGAACAUACACAUUUUUUACAUAUACCUACAUAAAUAUUUACAUGAUAAAAACAAAAGCAACAAAAAUCAUAAAACUAGACUAGAGUGUAUCUGUGUAUUUAAUUUUUGUUAUAAAAAAAAAAACAUGUUAGUCGAAUUUAAAGAAAUAAUAAAAAUAAUACAAUAAAAUUUUGUAUUAGAUUUUUAGAAACAUAAUAUGUAUAUAAUAUACAUAUGUAUGCAUGCAUGUGUUUUUGUUUCGAAAUGUGGUAACAUGGGAUCAUUUUCUUCCAUUAUUCAAAUUUUAAAAAACUAUUCUACAUCCGUUUUGGUUUUUUUUUGUCAAUAAAACUAAAGCAAAAACCAUUAUUAAGAAAAAAUCAAUAAACUUAAAUAUGUAAUGUACUUGCAAAACAAAAAGUUACAAAAUUGUUUUAAAGUUAAAAAGUAAAAUUUUAGUAAAACAAUACAAUUAUAAUUCUGAAAGUUUCUCGUAUAUUUUAAGAAAUUUCAAUAGACUCAAACAAUUAGAAGUUAUAAAAACAACAACAUAAUAAAUUAAUUAUCAUUAACUAUUGACAUUUAUAGUCGAAACCAAGAAAAAAGAACAACAAUUUUACUGAUGAUUUUAAAAUGUAAAAUAUGUUACUGAAAAAACGGUGAUGAUUUUAUUAUAUAAAAAUUAAAUAUUAAAUUAAUUAUUAAUUCAAAACUAAACAAUAUUAAUUAACAACAACAAAAAAAAAACACUAUAUUAACAAAACAAAUAUUUAGUGCUAGUUGAUUAUAUUUUAAUAUUAGUUUAUAUUACAAAAAAAAACAAUAAACAUCAAUAAUUAGUUUAACAAUAAUAACAACAACAAAAACAACUACAUAUUUAGUUUUACAAUCAAUGUGUUUAAACAAAAUUGAAUUAAUAUUACAUUAUAAAACUUAUUAAUAGAAAUAAAAAAAGAAACAAAUAUUAAAAAAAACAUAAACAAUUACUGUGUAAGAAAUAGUUGUAGUCGUAAUA